Molecule: messenger RNA, 1179 nt
Organism: Striga asiatica
Lineage: Eukaryota; Viridiplantae; Streptophyta; Magnoliopsida; Lamiales; Orobanchaceae
Source: the annotation of a GenBank genome assembly
AUGGGAAAAUCUCCACAACUGAAGAAAAUUGGCACUCCGCAAAAAGGUGUCACACAUAAGACGAAUGACAACGUACCCAAAAUUUGUGGUGAAGGAGGCAAAAGUGAUGUUGAUAUUUGCGUAUCAGAUCAAUCGCCCAUGACCCGAAGUCGUACAAGCUUGGCCUUAAUACAACAAAUUGACCCAUCCCUGAAACGCGACAACAAUCAAGAAGAUCACGCGUCUAAGAGGCCCCUGGACGAACCAGAACCUGGUGGUGCCCUUCUGAAGCGUAAAAAAGUUGUGCGAACAGCGAGACAGUCUGGCAUUGUCAAUACGCCUGAUGGUGGCUCCCGACAUUGUGCGACAGAGCUGACGAAAAAACGUCAUGAUAGAGUAGUCCUGUCUAUUCGCUCUGUUGCACGAACGUUCCCGACAUUUAGAUCAUGGAGUAACGAUACAUUGCGCGCCAGAGAACUCGAUGAGAUUGAUGCUGGAUCGUUUGGUAGGGGUUUCGUUGACCCAGACUUAUGCCUGAUCGCUGAUAGCCGACAACCGAAUAAAGUUGGUCUCAAAGCCGAUGACGAUGGUGUCGGACGCGACGAAGUUAAAAGCGUACAGACUUAUGUUCAAGAGUUUGCAUCUAAAACUCUACUGCUUGCCACAACUGGGGCCGAAAUACUACAACUAGUUGAAAGGGCGCCGCAGGUUUUGCUUGAAGAUGACAACUUCUUGAAAAUGCGAGAUGCAGCCCAGAGACUUCUCGAUGUGUAUAGCGAAGUACCUAAAGGUCACGAUGCCCAUCACGGACCGAGUCAACAACACUGCACAGAAUCGAAGAAUAGUGACGGAAUAGAUGGUAAUGACAAGGCGGCGAUCGAUGAAAUCGUUAGGGCAGCCAAACGACGGGACAAAGAACGAGCCCGUUUUAAGAGGAUGCAAGAGGAGGGUCCCAGUUAUAGUUUGGGUUUGUCAUCGGAUGAUGAUGAUGUUGCUAAUGAUACCCGUCAUCGUGUGAAUGUGGCAGAUGCGAUCCUUGGUCGUGAUAUGGGCAAACAUACAGUUGUGAUGUCACCUGUAGUAGAUGCACAAAAGGCCGGUGAUUCUGUGUUACGUGACAAGUUGACAAUUGUUGAAGAACCCGUACUGCCAACCGGAAAGUGCGAAACCAAUGUCAAGGUCAUCAGAGUACUCCGCUAA